This is a messenger RNA of Dictyostelium discoideum AX4, 909 nucleotides long. RefSeq lists its product as hypothetical. The coding region runs from base 1 to 909 and encodes 302 amino acids. Lineage: Eukaryota; Evosea; Eumycetozoa; Dictyosteliales; Dictyosteliaceae. The record is from RefSeq and is a predicted model, not a curated record. The transcript has 2 exons.
AUGGUAUUUAGUUUUUUAAAAAAUUUAAUUUUUAGUAAUAAUAAUAAAAUUAAAUUAUCUGAUCAAUUAAUUGUAGUAACUGGUGCAUCAAGUGGAAUUGGAUUAGGUAUUACAAAUGAAUUUGCUAAAAAAGGUUGUAAAGUUAUUUUAAUUGGUAGAAAUGAAAAUAAAUUAAAAAAUAUUAUUGAAAAUAUUAAAAUUCAAUUUGGAAAUGAAAAAUGUUAUUAUAUUUGUUCAGAUUUAACUAAAGAAGAAGAUUUUAAAAAUUGUAAACAAGAAAUUGAAAAUAUUUCAAAUAAAUUUGGACAAUAUGUUGAAAUUUUAGUAAACUGUGCUGGAUCAGGUACUUGGAAAUAUAUUGAAGAUACAUCUUUUAAAGAAUGUAAUGAAUUGAUUUCAUCAUCAUAUUCAAUUACAUUCAAUAUGAUAAGUUCAUUACUAAAACCAAUGCUACUUAAUGGUGAUGGGACCAUUGUGAUUAUCAAUACACCAGUUUCGUCAGUACCAAUCGGGGGUUGUGUUGGAUAUUCGUGUUCGAAAUGGGCAAUUAGGGGUUUGACUCAAUGUUUAAAAUUUGAUUUAUCAGGUACUGGUAUUAAUAUAUUGGAAGUGAUUGGAGGUGAAAUUAAAACUGACUAUUUCCAAAAUAAUAAUAUCAAUGAUGAUCAAUUUCCAAUUAUAAGAAAAUAUUUACCAAAAGUUUCAAUUGAUCAAAUUUCAAAAGCUACCAUAUCUGCAAUUGAAAAUAGAAAACAAAGAAUAACUUUACCAUUUGAAUUAAACUUUUUUUUAUUAUUAAAUUUUUAUCCAUUUUCAAAUUUAUUUAAAUAUUUUUUAAAAUCUGAAAAAUCAAAAAAUUAUUUAAAAUCAAUUAAAUUAGAACAAUUACAACAACAACAAUUAAAAUAA